AUGCCGUCCGAAACCCUCGACCGGUCCGAGUUCGACUCGAUACCAGACACCAUCAAAGCCUUCCGCGAUGGCCAGUUCAUAGUAGUCCUCGACGACCCGGGCCGCGAGAACGAGGCCGACCUGAUCGUCGCCGCCCAGGACGUCACCGCCGAGCAGAUGGCCUUCAUGAUCCGGCACAGCUCGGGCUACGUGUGCGCGCCGGUGCUGCCCGACCUGACCAAGCAGCUCGACCUGCCGCAGAUGGUCGCCGACAACGAGGACCCGCGCGCCACCGCCUACACCGUCACCGUCGACUCGGCCGACCCCUCCGUCACCACCGGCAUCAGCGCCCGCGACAGGGCCCUGACCUGCCGCACCCUGGCCGACCCCGCCGCCACGCCCCAGUCCUUCCGCCGCCCCGGCCACGUCCUGCCCCUGCGCGCCCGCCCCGGCGGCGUCAGGCAGCGGAGGGGCCACACCGAGGCCGCCACCGAGUUCUGCCGCCUCGCCGGCAAGAGGCCCGCCGGCGUCAUCUGCGAGCUGGUCGACGACGGCGAGGAGGUCGAGGGCCAGGCCAUAUUCCGCGAGCCGGGCAUGCUGAGGGGGGAGAAGUGCAUCGCCUUCGCCAGGAGGUGGGGCCUGAAGGUGUGUACCAUCGAGGAUCUGGUCAACUACGUGGAGAAGACGGAGGGGAGUCUGGACUUGAACGGGUCAGCGUGA
Messenger RNA from Diaporthe amygdali, 699 nucleotides. RefSeq names its product dihydroxy-2-butanone 4-phosphate synthase. Gene Ontology annotation, cellular component: cytosol; mitochondrial intermembrane space. Gene Ontology annotation, biological process: riboflavin biosynthetic process; aerobic respiration. Bases 1 to 699 code for a protein of 232 amino acids. The transcript is spliced from 2 exons. Gene Ontology annotation, molecular function: 3,4-dihydroxy-2-butanone-4-phosphate synthase activity. NCBI's taxonomy places the organism in Eukaryota, Fungi, Ascomycota, Sordariomycetes, Diaporthales, Diaporthaceae. The record is from RefSeq and is a predicted model, not a curated record.